AUGUUUUCCAGUGAAUUCUAUCACUCACCAGGCGACUCGUUCGUUCGUCACAGGCAGCUGAGUGAUUCCAUUCCGCGAAGUUGGAGGGUACCAUCGCCAGCAUCAGCACCUUUUGUCGUUGAUCUUACGCACUCUGAUGGUGGUUCGGCUCCGCUAAAGUCUGAGACAACCCCAUCAGAUACCGCACCUGCGUCCACUCUUCCAGGCUGGCUUCCUGGCACACCGAGUCCUGCUUCAGUCUACAGUUCUCCUGCAAGCGAAAGAUCCAGCAUCAGCUCAGGAGAAGGACGUAGUCAUUUAUCACCCCUUCCUCCAAAUCAGUACCUAGGCAGAACGCCUUUCCCAUCCGAAUUCAUUUCUCGGGAUCUUGAACCAGCAAAGUCAUCUUCAAGACUGGUCCAAAGGAGUCCCUCGCAAGCUUUAUCACAAAUAUCACAGUACUAUUUACUGAAGAUGUUGGGCAUUAGGGCGUCAGAUUCUUCAUUAUUAUCUCAGUCCAUGCAUCCCGGAUCAGUGGCAUUUUUGACGACCAACAUGGCACAUAACUCUCAGAAUUACGGCUGGCAAAACAGGCCACCCCAGCCCCUUCAUCCCAGUUCAAUGCCUAUGGAUCAGCAGUCAUAUCCCCAGGCACACACACUUCCACCACAGUCUGGUUACCCAGCAGCAUACCCGCCUCAGCAUGCCACCUCUCAAAGUUACUACCAGCCAGGACUCCCGUCUACACAUUACCUCACCUCACAGCCAGGUGUGCCCCAGAGCCGGCACCAGCCUCGAAGUUCUUCCAUUCCCUAUCCUUAUCCCAGUGCUUCCGUAUCUGGCAGUCCACCCACCAUGCCAGAUCCCUCUUUUACAUCAACACCACCUUCAUACCUAGUCAACCAACCAGAUUACUACCUAACGCCGAACUCUUCACUCUCGCAAACCCCCAAUUCUAUACCUCAGCCACAUAACCUGAUACCACCAGGAACAGUGUAUUCCUCUCCCGAGUCCGCUCCCAGUUCCUCAGAUCCAGAUCAAGUACGAGUGCUCAGUUUUCGGCCAAAACCUCAAUGUUGGGAUCACGGAUGCAACGGGCGUGAAUUUUCUACCUUCAGCAACCUGCUCCGCCACCAACGAGAAAAGUCGGGGGUGGUCGCCAAAGCCGAGUGUCCCAUUUGCGGUGCUGUAUUCACACGCACUACUGCCAGAAACAUCCAUGUUGCCCAGGGGAAGUGCAAGGGGGUAGCAAGGGAGCCGUCUGCCGAAUAA
Messenger RNA from Aspergillus niger, 1251 nucleotides. RefSeq lists its product as hypothetical. The transcript is spliced from 6 exons. The coding region runs from base 1 to 1251 and encodes 416 amino acids. The record is from RefSeq and is a predicted model, not a curated record. Lineage: Eukaryota; Fungi; Ascomycota; Eurotiomycetes; Eurotiales; Aspergillaceae.